Musca domestica (house fly) is the source of this 16491-nucleotide messenger RNA. RefSeq names its product probable E3 ubiquitin-protein ligase HERC2 (gene HERC2). The transcript has 15 exons. Gene Ontology annotation, molecular function: metal ion binding; ubiquitin-protein transferase activity. The record is from RefSeq and is a predicted model, not a curated record. Lineage: Eukaryota; Metazoa; Arthropoda; Insecta; Diptera; Muscidae. The coding region runs from base 439 to 15711 and encodes 5090 amino acids. Gene Ontology annotation, biological process: protein ubiquitination.
UCCUUUUUGUACUGUUUUCUUCUAAAUACUGAAAAAAUUAUUCGGUGGAAAUUUUGUCGCAGACAUGCAAAAUAUUUUUCAAUGAAAAAACGGUUUAGAAACAUCGGUUCUUCGCUAAAAUUGAUCAAAUUAACGAUAGACGAGACAACACCACUACCAUUGCAUUACGACGUUCCGAUUGAAAAUUGAUCUCAUUGAGCUUGAAUUGAAUUACGACGAAACGAAUUGGCACGACAAACACGCGAUUUGAUUAAAAAUUCAUUUGAAUAAUAAAAACGAAACAAACAAACAAACAACUGGAAAUUAAAAUGCUAGUACAAUAUGUAUUCUGGUGAUGUAGUAGGAGGUCAUCAUCGCCAUCAUCAUACUGCAUCCAGAUCGAAAACGAACCGAAACGUAACGCGCUAUAGAGACGUUUAGGACGGUAACAUUUACAAGAUGUCAACAAAUUCAAAUAACUCUGACUUGUAUUUGAGACCUUUGCCAUUUCUUGACCAGAAAUGGGUAAGAGCGGAUCUCAUAUCAAGUUUACGAAGCCCCGAAGAUGCUGCAGUACUGUGGAAUAAUCUAAUCCAAGAUUGUGAAUUGGUAUCAUCACCGGCAGCUCCAGUUCUAAACGCUGCCGGUAAUUGGUCAUAUUUGGGCGAUGAUGGCAAACAUUAUUGUGGUGUACAAAAAUUACAAUGUUCCUGUUGUCCGGCAAAUGACUAUUGUGGCCCUUUGUCGGCUUGUAAUUGCAGUGCUUGCCACAGUCUGGAUUCAGAUGCUACAAUUAAGAAAAUCACCACCCAAGCCCAGGCGGCCGCCGUUGCGGCCCAACGUAUUGCAAGUGAUGCCAUUUUCGAGUCCUGGCUGUGGGGUCAGACACCAAAUGCCAUGGCUAAAACAGAAUGUCAAAAAACCUUAAUCAAUGAAUUACAUGAUAUUGCCCUGCAAGCGGCUGGCAAUUGUCUCUCGGCCAUACAUUUGCGACAGCAGUUGUUUAUCUAUGAACGAUAUUUUGUGGCAUUGGCACGCUGUAAACAACAAUUGCAACAGCAAAAGGCAAUGCAACAACAACACAGCCUACAACAAAUGCAGUCCACAGAAAUACCCACAUCUCUAAAUCCUACAAAUCCAUUUUUAAAUGUGGGCGAUAAGACCAGACUCUCGGAAGAGAGUAAUUUUUCUUCACGUGAUCGUUUUGGUAAAUAUCGCCAGACCUCGUCACAAGAACUCCGAUCGCCGGGACGUGAUAGUGAACGAGCUACAUUGGGUUUGGCACGCGUCUGUACACGGGCAGCAUUGAAUUUUUCAUUCUUUUUCCUGCGUCGUGCCUGGCGUUCCGGUGAAGAUACUGAGAUGUGCAGUGAGUUGCUGUGUGAAGCCUUAGAAUCGUUACAAGAUUUACCCGAAGCUUUGCUAUUCGAUACCACGCAGGUUUCGCCACUAUGGAUUGAGGUAUUGGAACGUUCGAUUAAAUUCCUACGACAAGUCGCCCUGGGUGAUCCUCUAGGCGGUCGUUGUUUGGCACCCAAAGAAGAUCGACAUACUGCCCUUUGUUUGCUAUUAGAAUUGGGAGCACAAAAAGGAAGUUUAGCCGCAUCACUGGAAGCUGUGGUACUCUUAUUCACCCUCUGGGAAAAAGAUAAAUCAACCGAUGAUAAUCGUGAUGUACCACAAAACUCGGGUGCACCAUUGGUGCCAAUUUUAAAACGCUACGAAUCCAUUGGCAAUUAUGGUCUAGCUCCAAAUGGCUCAGCCAACGUCUUGCCAUCCAGUGCAACAGAAUGUUUUCUACGUUUCCUUACCUUGCCCGAUCAGGAAAAUGCAAAUGUUGAUCUGAAACAGGCAGCAGUUGUGAUAAUAUCCCAUUUGGAUCGUUUGGCCAAACCGCACAUGCCUUCAGCACAUUCCAUACAGACCAAUUACAAUGCAAUGAAUAAAUAUUCGGCAGCUUUGGGCAAGACAUCGCUCAUUAAUCAAAGUUCUCAAGAGAGUGGUUCUUGUGGGGCGGGUGCUUCUAUUACCACAAAUAACAACAAUAAUAUUUCCUCAAGUACCCCACAAUUGCAUGAGCAACGCAUAUAUGCCCUGGGAUGGUUGUCGUUAAACCCACACCAGAAUGGUUUUACUGCCGAACCGGCAGUUGGCAUGCCCCUGAAUGGAAAUCAAACAACCUUUAGUCAAUAUUCAGCACCAGUUUUGAAUUUCUAUUUUCAAGUACAACAGGUGGUUAUAUCGGAAGAGUAUGUGCUAUUCCUAACGCAGGAUGGUAAAAUGUAUACAUGGCGUAUUUCGAAACCAGAAACUGAACCAAUGCUAAUUGAGGAAAUGAGCGAGGUUCAUGUUAUUGCUGUGGCAGCCCAUUGUGAGGGUCGACACUACAUGGCUGUGGAUAGUAUGGGAAAUGCCUACUCCUGGGGCAAUGGUGUUGGUGGUCGCCUGGGUCAUGGUGAUACUCUACCCCGAGAACAUCCCACAAAAAUUAAUGCCCUCGAAAGUACUGUAAAAUCGGUGCAUGUUGGUUGUUCCUAUAGUGCGGCUAUCACUUUCAAUGGCACUCUGUUCACCUGGGGACGUGGAACCUAUGGCCGAUUGGGUCAUGGCAAUUCGGAUGAUAAACUUUUGCCAAUGCCUGUUACUGCAUUGGCUGAACACAAAAUAAUUGAUGUGGCCCUGGGUAGCGGUGAUGCCCAUACUUUAGCAGUAACUGCCAGCGGAUUGGUAUAUGCCUGGGGUGAUGGUGACUUUGGUAAAUUGGGUAAUGGUUCCUGUAAUGGAUCACCAAUACCACAAAUAAUUGAUACGCUGCCACGUGUACAACGUGUCUUUGCUGGAGCACAAUUCUCGGUGGCCCUGACAUGCGAUGGCAAGUUAUAUUCCUGGGGUAAGUCCAGUGGUGGACGCCUGGGUCACAGCCAAUUGGAUAAACAAGUACAGUGUCUAAGUACACCGAAAUUAAUAACAGCCCUACAAUCAAAGACCAUAAUUGAUGUGGCCAUAGGUGUCUCGCAUUGUUUGGCCCUGAGUGCCAAUGGUGGUGAGGUGUUCGGCUGGGGUCGCAACGAUUACCAGCAAAUAUGCCCCGCCUCGAUUUGUAAAGAACCUUUGGUAAAACAGCCCAUAUUGGCCACACAUCCUUCGGUGUUCGCCUAUGGCAUAGCAUGUGGGGCGGCGCAAAGCAUCAUUUGGAGUCAAACUUCUAUACAGGGAAUACCGGCACGUAUACCAUUUGUCAUCGAUCUGAGCGAACAGACAUUCCGUCUGCUGGAUCAAUUGCUGGGCAUGGUUUGUGGACAGGACUCGAAUAAUCGCCAGACACCCAAUCAAGAAGCCGAAUGUGUGGCGGUGGCCUGCUUAAAUCUUUUGAGGCUGCAAUUGCAUGCUCUAAUUGCAAAUGGUAUUGUGGCAAAAAGUGUGGGGCUCUCAGAGGGCUCACGUUUAUUGGUCAGUUUAAAAACUCGUAUACUCAGCCUAGCUGGUGGGGCAAAUGUCUUGAAAACAAUGCAAGAAGCUGCCCAAUGGGCUCUGCAAGUUGGCUGGAGCGUACUUUUACCAACUGCCUCAGAAAGAGCACAAACAUUAACGUCACUACUGCCAUCGGAGCCGGGAAUUUCCACAGCAGGCCAUAGAUUUAUGACGGAUUUAUUGGUGGGUUCCCUAAUGGCGGAAGGAGGCUUGGAGACGGCCUUAAAACAAGCCAUACGACUGGAGUGUAAUGACUGCUGUGCCGAUAAUGGACAUAAUCUACCCUUGCUGCAUCUAAUCAAACAAUUGCUACGCAACAACUCUGCAUUGACCCAGGCUAAACUAACCCAGCUAGUACUCAAUAAUGGUUGCCUCAAGACCUCAGAAGAAGACAAUAAUCCCUCAUUGAAUUCGCUACAAUCGUUGGAACAUUCUAGUCCCAGUUUAGAUUUAUUGCACCGCUUCCAACGUCUCCUAUUUUCCCAUAUUCACGAAAGUCCCAAAAAUGAGGAUCUCACCGGUGCCGAACUACUGCUUAGCAAAUAUGUUCAAAGUGCUAUUAGCCUAUGCAUACAUUCCCUGCAGAAAGCCCAUGAGGUGGCCUUGCAAGGCAAGGAUGGUGUUGCCGACAUCCUAAUGACUGACAUCUCCGACACAUUGCUCUAUGAACUUCUAAUUGGCCUUAUUAUUUUGAAACGUGAUCGCCCCACCCUUAUGCCGGCAUUCGAUUGGUCUCAUCAUUUUGUUCCUCUACUGCAUGCCUUAGAUAAUUUAAAUCGUCUCAUAUGUGAUAGUGAUAUACAGGACUCGGAUGAUUUGGGCUGGCCGGGUAUCAUAUGUAGGGGAAAUUUGAAGAACUCCUCAAUGACACAGCAACAACAGGAGGAAAUGGUGCUGAUACGUAAGAAUGAUUUUGAGAAUCAUCUAUUGGAUGGUGGCAAAUGGAUUAUUUUAAAUGGUUAUGUUUGUGACAUCAAUGAUUACCAACAUGAGAAUUCUUGCAUCAAUGAUUACCUUAAUGAGAGCAUUGGAAAGGAUCUUUCGGUGGACUUAAAUAACACCAAUUAUCGUUCGUGUCUGGAGUACAUAUUAAGUCAUUACAAGGUUGGCCGUUAUGCCCCGAAUAUAAGCGAAGAAAAGCCCCAUCUGCAGCAGAGCAAAGUUCUUACCCAUUUCAAUUCCGAGCGGGCGUUGGCCUAUCUUUUGGGAUUGGUUGUUAACACCCUACAAAUUGGUCCUCCACCCCAGCCGGCCGAGUUGCAAUGUAAAACAAUUAUAAAGUCAAGUAUCUUAAGUGGAGGUUUGCAGGUACUACAACCCAGUAAUCCGUUCGAUGAAGAAAAGGGUGAAGCUCGCAGCAGUGCCAGUACUGCUGGCAGUACACCUACCGAACCACCAGCCCAUACAAUGGCAACUAUUGGAGCCACCAUACUAUCACCCAACAAUGUACAACAACGUAUUGAAACGCUUGUCUCCGGACUAUCGGAUGGACGUUUAACCGAUCCCUUGGUCGUCACAUGGAUGACAAUUUCUGAACGUUUUUGCAAGGAAAACAAUUUGAUAUGGCAUCAAGAAUUUCCAGCCGAACAUCCAGUACAAGAAUUGGAACGUUUAUUAACGGCAGUCUUGAUACGCCAUCAAAGUUUGGGUGGUUUAAUAUUGACGACGAUUGAACGAGAUUUGGGUGGUGUUACAACAAAUCCCGCCGGAAAAUUACCAAAGCAAAUUUCAGAAAUUAUUCGUUUAAUAUAUCAAACCAAAUGGUCGGUAGUUCGAAUACGGCAACAAUUGAAUCGCAGCUAUAAAGAGGUAUGUGCUCCCAUGUUGGAACGUUUGCGUUUUCUAUUGUACGAGGUACGGCCAGCGGUAAGUUUGGAACAAGAAGGUCUUCACAAAUUGCCCAUACUCCAUAAAUUACCGCGAUUUAAGCAAAUUGUGCGUAAAAUUAUUGGUGAAAUGCGUGUGGCCAAGAAACAAUUGGUAUGUGCCAAACCCGAGGAUAUACUUAAUGUUACGAUACAGAGUCAGAAUGUUGCCCAAAAACUGAAUCAAUCGCAGGAAUCCCUGUUGGAAGCUUCAAAUAUCGAUCGCAAUCUACCACCAGCUGCAGAGAUAGUUGCAAUGCCACCACCCCCACUUGCCACUGUCCAAAUACCACCAACCCUUACAAAUCAUGCCUCAAAUGAAAAUCUCCUAGAGGCGGGAGAUAACAAUGUUAUUUUAAGUGAACGCAAGGCAUCCCAUGAUGAAAUUAAGCAACAGGCCGCAGCCGAUCUGGAUUACGAAGAUAAGAAACCCGAAGUUGAGACAAGACUUAGCGGCGAACUCAUACGUAGACUAUGUGAAAAAUGGUAUUUCUCUGGAGAUGUGAAUACCACAAUUAUGAAUGAAAUUGUCGAAUUUGUAAUGCAAGAAAUCUGUGAUGUUGAGACGGUACGCAGAGCCAUGUAUUGUCAGGUGCAACGUUAUCAAAUACGUCGACAGGGUUUGGAAAUGUUUCACACUAUCCUGCAAGUCAAUGGUCUAAUGGAUGCUGUGAAAUAUAAUAUGUUGAGCGGUUAUUUGGGUCUACAUUUGAAGGGCAACAAACAAACGACCACAAAUAUAUUGGAUGAUCUCGGCUCGAUAACGGCAUUCCAGAAGGCCAAUUUAAUGUUGGCCCAGGCCAAAAUAUUGGAAUGGUCAGUGUACGAACUCCAGAGACUGGUCAAUCAAGAACAAAUACAUUUAAAGUCGAAAUACAACAACACCGGCAAGGAUAAUUCGAAUUUGGGCACCUAUGUUUUUCUCAAGAAAUUACCCAGGGCUAGAUUUUUGCUAAGUAUAUUUGGUAUUCUGGCCAAGGAUGUAAGUUCCAAUGAGCUGAGUUUGCUUAUCAACUCGGGUACUUUGGGUACCGUUUUGGGUUUGCUAAGUCAAACGGGUGGAGAUAUACCGGCUGUAAAGAAUACCUAUGAACUGUCAACGGUCUAUGAAGAUACCAUACUCAAACAGAAAUCAAAUAAGGCAAAUUUAACCGGACCGGAAUUGGCAAAACUAAUGAAAAUUGGUACGCGCAUUGUGCGAGGUGCCGAUUGGAAAUGGGGCGAUCAAGAUGGCAAUCCGCCGGGAGAGGGUAGAAUUAUCAGUGAAGUGGGAGAGGAUGGUUGGGUACGCGUGGAAUGGUAUACUGGGGCCACCAACUCAUAUCGUAUGGGCAAGGAGGGUCAAUAUGACCUACGUUUAGCCGACAGCGCCUUGAAUAUUGUCUCACCUGAUUCGGAAACGGAAAAAGAAGAAAUAACUUAUGAUUCCUCAUUGAAUGGAGAAUCUCAUCCCACAAAAUUGUUACGCUAUGCCUGCACAAAAUUCCUGCAAAUUGUCUCCGUCGGGAUUGGCCUACAUUCCGAAAAGAUGGAUAAAAAUGCAGUACGUGGCAUAUCUUCAAUGUUUCGCUCAAUCUUAAAUCCUGAUUCAACGCUGGCUAAUAUUUGUGGUCUGGAUAACUGGACAACAUUGGGAUUCUUGAAGGCAAUUGCAGGUGAAUCCAUAUCCUUGUCAAAACACUUAACCUCACCCAUUUGGAUUGAUUUCUACAUCAAUCUAUUGGAACAACCAACCAGCCGAGAACAAGAUGUUUUUCGAAAAAUCCACUGUCUACGCUUGCUGCAAAUUGUUCUACUGCAUUGGAGUGACGAGGGUGAUCUCAAUAAGAUGACCGCAUUGGUUAGACAAAUAUUUUCCACUUUGGGAAAACUGACUCUGUAUUGUCCGAAUGAUUCGUCGCUUUUACAAACUACCACGGAAAAUAAACCCCGAAUAUUGUUAACAUCUUCACAUUCUGGCACGGUGGCUGAGGAAAUUAUAACUUUGUUGAGAAAACUCCAUACCCUACCCGUAUGGAAUACCGCCAUAAAUUCUUUCCUUUCACAAAAACUUUGUGUGGCAGCCGAAUUGUUCGGCGAAGAUGGCUUGGAUUUACAACACCUGGAGAAUGAAUAUAUAUUUGUAAUGGGAGUGCUGACCACAAUUGGUGGUUGUGACAUACGACCCAGGGUGGGAUUGCAAGUUUGCCAUGAGGGUACCACAGCCACAAUUUGUGGUUUCACCACCAAAGGCAAAUGUUUGCUAAGCACCGAUAAUCAAUCCCUGAAUGGAGAAUGCCGCAAGAUAUCACUGAGUGCCGCUUUGGAAAGUGCCGACUACUCGGUAUUUAGCCUCUCUCGGCUGCCAAUGAAUGAAAUGUUACUAAACUCAUGGUCAGUGUUAUUAUAUGGACCGGGAGAACGCAAAGAGUCGGUACCAAAUAUAAUUGAUAUAAGCCUACUGCGUUCGCAGCAAAUUCAAUUGGCUGUAUUGAAUGCCAACUGUGUGCUGUAUCGUCAUCAAACUUCCUUACGUAAAAUACUAAAACAAAGAUCUCCAGGCAUGUGUUCCUAUUCAUCCGAAGAAAGUAUUUCCGAUGAGGAACAAACCACCAAGGGAAUAGGUAACACGGAACAACAGAGUAAACACCAGCAUCACCACGACGGUGGCGAAGAGCAAGAUCAAAUAAACAACACUUCAACACAAUUUAUGCUGGGUUCAAAUGAAACGGAACUUCUAAUUCAAAGUAUUUUAAUUAGGGCCACACAACCCUCACCGGUCAAGGCCUGCUAUACGUACAGUGAAUUGGCUACGGCAGCUUUAAAUUGUUCCCAAGUGUUGGCAUCCCAUGUCCAUUCGGAACUCAACGAUAAUUGUUCCUCAUCAUCGCGUAAUGCCGGCGCUGGCAACAUGCCCUCUUCAAUGCAGGCCACAAUGAUCCAUGGCACACCCAUCUACAAUAUGGGGGUAUUCGAUGAAGCCACCGGCACCAGCUCAACCAGUAUUCCCUCAAACAUUGAAAUCAAAGAUUCCGAUACCACAAUGAACACCUCCAUGUCGUUGAUAUCCCAAAUUAUGGAAAUGGGUUUUAGCAAAAAGUCCGUAGAAUUGGCUGUUAAACAAUUGACCGUCUAUCCGAUGAUGCCCACACCCGAACAAAUAGUCCAAUGGAUAUUGGAACAUCCUGAUAUUUGUAAUAAUACCAUUGAUCCCACAGACUAUAAUGAUCCGGCCGAGUUAAUGGCGCCCACACCAUCUGAGACGGUGGUUGCAACACCCCACCAAAAAUUAUCGCUACAAGAUGCCGAAUGUGAUUCGGAGGACAAUGACAGUGUUGACACAAGUUCCGACACCGUGGAGGGCUCUUCGGUUCAGGAUCAUCAAUUUAAAUAUCAGACUCGUAAAGAUUUCCAAACAGCCGACCAAUAUGCCAUGUAUGUACGCGGCUUGGUGUGUCCGGGCAUGAUUGUGCGCUGUUGUCGCGACUUUGAAGAAAUUAAACAGGGCGAUAUUGGCGCAGUGCUCAAGGUGGACACGGAGGGAUUGCAUGACCUAAAUGUACAGGUAGAUUGGCAGCUGCAUGGUAAUACUUAUUGGGUAUGUUUUGUCCACAUUGAGUUGCUAGAGAAGCCGGUUGAUAAACUCAGUACUUCGUCGGUGGCUAGUUUGGAAAGUGGUGGUGGCGGCGGUGGCAUAACAUCUUCCCAGGUGGUAAUAGGUUCGCAAGUCCGUAUGAGAGCAGCUCCACGCUAUAAAUGGGGAAACAUUAUGCGUGGAAGUGUGGGCACGGUAACGUCGGUCAAUGGGAAAAAUGUUUGCGUUGAUUUCCCUCAACAUCCCGGCUGGAAGGGCUCAAUAAAUGACAUAGAAACGGUGGGUACUUCGGCCCAAGGUUGUACCCUGCUGGGAUUGAAUAGCCAUUCGGUACCCAAUGCCAGUGAUCUCAUUGAAGACUGGUCCCGUUGCAUACGCUCUCUGAGUGUAUCCUCCAAUGAAUCAACCGCCAAACAUUUGCUAGACCGCAGUCCCAAUUGUUGGCAAAGUUCCUCGAGUACCCAGGGAAAACAUUGGAUACGCCUGGAAAUGCAUGAAAAUGUUCUGGUACACAGCCUAUCGAUUACGGUGAGUCCCAGUGAUCAUUCGCAUAUGCCUUCUUUGGUGGUAACACGAGUCGGUGACAGCAUUGGCAACUUGAAGGAAUACUCUUGGAUCUCCAUAAAAAUCACCGACACCACAGUGGCUCUAAUGACCGAUGUACGGCAAUACUACCCCUGGAUUGAGAUAGUCAUUAAACAGUGUCGCAACAAUGGUAUACAAUGCAAGGUUCACGCCCUGAACAUCGUUGGGCGCCGCAAACAAACCGACCUGGAUUUGAUGCUGAUGAAUGCCUCAUUUUUGGCUUGUGAAUAUGACAACCUAUCGGAUUCCAAUCAAAACCUAUCCAUGUCAUCAUAUGCGGAUCCCAAAUCUUCCUCUUCACUGAGUGAUCCACCUUGCACCGUGAUGGUUUGGGGUUUGAAUGAUAAGGAACAAUUGGGUGGCCUUAAGGGAUCCAAAGUGAAGGUGCCCACAUUUUCACAAACCAUUAGUCGUCUGCGACCCAUACACAUUGCGGGCGGCUCGAAAUCGCUUUUUAUUGUGUCCCAAGAUGGUAAGGUGUAUGCCUGUGGUGAGGGUACCAAUGGGCGUUUGGGCUUGGGUACCAGUGCCAAUGUUUCGGUGCCACGUCAAGUUCCAGUUCUGCAUCAAUAUGUGGUGAAGAAAGUUGCCGUGCAUUCUGGAGGUAAACAUGCCCUGGCGCUGACUUUGGAUGGUAAAAUUUUCUCUUGGGGCGAGGGUGAAGAUGGCAAAUUGGGUCAUGGCAAUCGUUUGACCAUGGAUAAGCCAAAAAUGAUUGAAGCACUGCGUUCGAAAAAGAUACGAGACAUUGCCUGUGGCUCCUCGCACAGCGCAGCCAUAACCUCAGCUGGUGAGUUGUAUACCUGGGGAUUGGGUGAAUAUGGCCGCCUGGGACAUGGUGACAAUGCAACCCAAUUGAAACCGAAGCUGGUGGCUGGCCUAAGCGGAAAGCGGGUAAUACAGGUGGCAUGUGGCAGUCGGGAUGCACAGACUUUGGCCCUAACCGAGGAUGGUGCCGUAUACUCGUGGGGUGAUGGUGAUUUUGGCAAAUUGGGUAGAGGUGGUUCGGAGGGCUCAUCUGUACCGCAUGAAAUUGAACGUUUGAGUGGCAUUGGUGUCAUACAAAUCGAGUGUGGCGCCCAAUUUAGUCUUGCCCUAACACGAACUGGAGAAGUUUGGACAUGGGGCAAAGGUGAUUACUAUCGCCUCGGCCAUGGCAGUGAUCAGCAUGUUCGUAAACCUCAACCCAUACAGGGAUUAAGAGGACGCAAAGUUAUUCAUGUUGCCGUUGGCGCCUUACACUGCUUGGCUGUCACGGACACGGGACAGGUCUUUGCCUGGGGCGAUAACGAUCAUGGUCAACAGGGUUCCGGUAAUACGGUGGUGAACAAGAAACCCGCCUUGGUAAUUGGUUUGGACUCGGUAUUUGUAAAUCGUGUUGCAUGCGGCAGUUCACAUUCCAUUGCCUGGGGUCUGCCACAAUCGCCCUCGGAAGAUGAGAAAAAGGGACCGGUGCCAUUUGCAACGACCAAAGAUCCAUUGGGCGGCACUAGUUUGGGUAUAUAUGAUGCCGAGCCAACGGUUUGUGUGGCGCCCUCUACAAGCAGUGGCAAUAGUAAAACGCCCAGCAAAGCCAGCCUAAGUGAAACGCUGUUGUCUUUGGAAACGAACGGAGCCCGACAAACGGCACUGAAUUAUGUGUUGAAUGCCAUGAGUAUUUUGCAGGCACGUCAACUGAUUGUUGCCGCCCUGACUAGUCAUAGCAAAGUGAAUUUAAAUGAAAGACUGAGCAGUGAUAUUGAUACGGAAACCAGUGCCGGGGGUGGUGGAGGAAUGAUGGGCACUGGUGGUGGUGGUGGUAUGAGAGAUACUCUGAGCCAUCAAAGUAGCCAACAACAAAUUGUCAACAAUACCAAUGAAGUUAUAGCUCAAGGUGGCGGAGAAGCCCUGGCCGAUGCUUCCGAUCCAGCUGUUCACGAACCAUCGCCAGAAGCUGAAAUACCCAGCAGUGUUAUGCCAACAUCCUCUAUGACAGAGAGAGGGGCAGAACGUAUACGUUCAGAUCUGAGUGCUUUCCAUAGCCUAACCGGUUCGAUGUCAUUGUCGGCAUCAUUGUCGAGUACUGCACCACACAAACAUUCGAAAAUGUCGGCCUCUGCAAUGUCUGUUAUGGCGGCCACCAUGAAUAACCAGGAGGAGAUGAUAAAUGAAACAUCCUUGACAGGCUUGGAUGAUUUCACAUCGUUGUUGGGCGAAUCGGAGGCCAAGAGUCUGGUGGAGUUACUGAAGUUAAGUGUUGCUGGGCGCACUGGUCCCUCGAGUACUGCCCAAACAAUUGCCGAGACCUUGAUUGCAUUGGGCUCCAACAGUCCCACAAUUGGGGCUAUGCUUCUGGAGACUUGCAUAACUGAAUUGGAAGAUCUUUGUACAUCACGCUACAGCCUGGGCAAAGUACCUAAGCCUGUAAUGCAGGAGAGCAGCCACCCUUAUGUUGACAACGUUACGACCACUGGUCAUGUCAAGAUACCCGGAGCUGAGGCUUUACGUUUGGAGUUCGAUUCGAAUUGUUCAACAGAAAAACGCAAUGACCCUUUGGUCAUUAUGGAUGGUUCGGGUCGUGUUAUUGCAAUGCGUUCCGGUCGGGAGUUUGCCCAGUGGGCGUCGGAAAUACGUAUUCCCGGUGAUGAAAUGAAAUGGAAAUUCACUUCAGACAGUUCGGUAAAUGGUUGGGGUUGGCGUUUUUGGGUCCAUGCCAUAAUGCCGGCCACCACAAUGAAUGAAAGGGGUUCAGAUCGUGCGGUCUUGUCUCAGCCAUCGAUGCCUUUGGUGAUGGCUUUACUAGAUGAACGUUUGGGUCCCAACAACACCAGUGUCCUGUUGCGUUUAGCAGCUGCCUUGGCGGCUUGUGCUCAAUUAAAUUCGCUGACAACAACACAACGUAUUUGGUCUCUGAAGCGGUUACAUGCAGUGCUGCUAACGAAGCAUGCUCCCAAGCCGCUGGACGCUUCCUUAAAUCCAAUUCUCAUGCCCCUGAUACCAGAACUAUUGCGUCAAUAUGAAUAUGAAGAGCCACAGGUAAGGGGUGGCAUUCAUCUGAUGCAUUCCGACUAUUUCAAGACAUUGGCCGCCCUUGCCUGUGAUAUGCAAUUGGAUGCCGUUUUACCACCGGCCGAUGUACACAAAUGGGCGUGGUUUAAACGCUACUGCAUUGCUGUACGCGUCGCCCAAUCCCUGAUAAAACGUAGCGAGUUGCCCAAGUCAUUUUGCAUGGAAGUGAGAAAGAAAUUUGCCGAAAUGAUGCCACAACCCAAUCAGCAGGCUCAUUCGCAUACACCGCAACCGGGCGGAGGAUCGUCUUCCAUGAUGAACUCAACAACAUCUUUGGGAUCUUCGACGAGCACGGCCACAAAUCCCUCACCACAACCCUGCCUCACGGCCAUGGUAAAUACGUUAACGCCUAGCACCAGUAGCUUGAUACAGUAUAUAGAUACCGUUAUGACAUUGUCAUUGCAGGAGUCUGGAGGAGCUUGUGGAGGUGGUGCAGCAUCUGCUGGUCCCAUGACGCCAUGUUCAACUGCGGGGGAGAGCCUACAGUUUAUGCACGAAGAUCAUAGUUUGUUUAAGACCGAACAUGACAGUCAAUUGCUGCAAUGGCUAAACAGACGUCCCGAUGAUUGGGCCUUAUCGUGGGGUGGUGCCAGCACCAUUUACGGCUGGGGCCACAAUCAUCGUGGUCAAUUGGGUGGCCUCGAAGGCAGUCGCAUUAAGACACCAACGCCAUGUGAAGCUUUAAGUUUGCUGCGCCCAGUGCAAUUGGCUGGAGGAGAACAAACCUUAUUUGCAGUUACACCGGAUGGAAAACUCUUUGCUACAGGUUAUGGUUGCGGUGGAAGGCUUGGUGUGGGUGGUACAGACUCUUGGGCAGUGCCCACACUGGUGGCAUCGCUGCAACAUGUUUUUGUGAAAAAAGUGGCGGUAAAUUCGGGCGGCAAACAUUGUCUGGCCCUUACAACUGACGGUGAAGUCUACUCGUGGGGCGAGGGUGAAGAUGGUAAAUUGGGUCAUGGCAAUCGCAUGGGUUAUGAUCGUCCCAAACUGAUUGAGGAUCUCACCGGUAUUGGUAUUGUGGAUAUUGCUUGCGGCAGUGCCCAUUCGGCGGCCAUUACAGCAUCAGGCCAUGUUUUGACCUGGGGCAAAGGACGUUAUGGUCGUUUGGGACAUGGUGAUUCCGAGGAUCAGCUGAGACCAAAGUUGGUAGAAGCCCUGCUAGGCUAUAGGGCCAUAGAUAUUGCCUGCGGCUCGGGCGAUGCCCAGACGUUGUGUAUUACCGACGAUGACAAUGUUUGGAGCUGGGGCGAUGGAGAUUAUGGCAAAUUGGGACGUGGUGGCUCGGAUGGCUGUAAAGUUCCUGUCAAAAUUGAAAGUCUUUCGGGUUUGGGUGUCAUAAAAGUAGAAUGUGGCUCACAAUUUUCAGUGGCCCUUACAAAAUCGGGUGCUGUUUAUACCUGGGGUAAGGGAGAUUUUCAUCGUUUGGGUCAUGGAACGGUGGAUCAUGUGCGCCGACCCAAAAAGGUGGCCGCUCUACAGGGAAAGAAAGUUGUGUCCAUUGCCACGGGAUCUUUGCAUUGUGUGGCCUGCACAGACAAUGGCGAGGUGUAUACAUGGGGUGACAACGAUGAAGGUCAACUGGGAGAUGGUACGGUUAGUGCCAUACAGAGACCGCGGUUGGUACAUGCUUUGGUGGGCAAACAUAUUGUCAAAGUUACCUGUGGUUCGGCACACACAUUGGCUCUUUCGACAUCGCAGUUAUCGGAAAGAGUAAGACCGCCACCUAAUCCCCCGCUGGAAUAUGAUUUGGUUAGAGAUUUGCCACCCGAAGCUUUACAUGCACGUCUCGUGUUGCUGCAUCAUUUUUCAGAGCUGCUGUGUCCAUGUUUGGCCAUGUUGCCCAUAACAGGUGAACUAAGCCUGGGAGCUUUAAAAGAUGUUUUGGUGUACACCAUAAAAGAGGCGGCCUUCCGCAAAGUCAUACAGACCACCAUGGUAAGAGAUAAGCAACAUGGACCGGUGAUAGAGCUAAAUCGCAUACAGGUGAAACGAUCCCGCAAUAAAUCGGCGAAUGGUUUGGCCGGUGUGGAUGGCAUGAAAAGUGUUUUUGGUCAAAUGGUACAAAAAUUACCUCUGCUGACGCAGGAGGCAUUGUCAUUGCCGCAUCGUGUUUGGAAAGUGAAAUUUGUGGGCGAAUCGGUAGAUGAUUGUGGCGGUGGUUAUAGUGAAUCGAUUGCUGAAAUGUGUGAUGAAUUGCAAAAUGGCAGCGUACCGCUUUUGAUAGGCACCCCAAAUGGCCGUGGUGAGGCUGGGGCAAAUCGCGAUUGCUUUUUGUUAGAUCCCACACUCACAUCGGUGCUGCAAAUGAAUAUGUUCCGAUUUUUGGGUGUUCUUAUGGGUAUUGCUGUGAGAACGGGUUCGCCGCUUAGUUUGAACCUUGCUGAACCAGUUUGGCGCCAAUUGGCCGGUGAACAAUUACGACCAUCAGAUCUAACCGAGGUGGAUCGUGAUUAUGUAGCCGGCCUAUUGUGCAUACGCAACAUGGACGAUGAUCCCAAGGUGUUUAGUACCCUAGAACUGCCCUUUUCCACGUCAUCGGCCAAGGGACACGAAGUGCCACUGUCCACACGCUAUACACGCAUUACACCACAAAAUCGCCAUGAAUAUGUACGGUUGGCUUUGAAUUUCCGCUUGCACGAAUUCGAUGAACAAGUUAAGGCCGUACGUGAUGGCAUGUCCAAAGUAAUUCCCGUCCCUCUACUCUCAUUGUUUUCGGCAGCUGAACUUCAAGCCAUGGUUUGUGGAUCGCCCGAUAUCCCAUUGGGUCUGUUGAAAUCGGUGGCCACAUACAAAGGAUUUGAUCCCAAUUCGGAUUUGGUACAAUGGUUCUGGGAAGUCAUGGAGGAAUUUUCAAAUCAGGAACGUUCGCUAUUCUUACGUUUUGUGUGGGGUCGUACACGUUUGCCGCGAACCAUUGCCGAUUUUCGAGGACGUGACUUUGUUCUACAAGUUUUGGAGAAAAAUCCGCCCGAUCACUUUCUGCCCGAAUCAUAUACCUGCUUCUUUUUAUUGAAAAUGCCUCGGUAUUCGUGCAAAGCCGUUCUAAUGGAAAAACUCAAAUAUGCCAUACAUUUUUGCAAAAGUAUUGAUACCGAUGAAUAUGCCCGUGUUGCUAUGGGCGAUCCCACCGAAGCAACCGGCAGCGAAGAUAAUAGUGAUUUAGAAUCUGUAGCAAGUCAUGAUGCCUAAAAUGAGCUCAACAUUUUCGUCGUCGAAGCAGAGGAAGUACAAGACAAUGCCAUCUAAGUGCAAGGAAUUCACAAAGACAGCUUAAUUCGUACAUCAAACAUGGACAAUUUUUGAAAUUAAGAGCAACAACAAACCAAAUGCAACAAUUAGUUGUUUAUUAACAAAACAAAAAAAUACUAAAAAUUUGGUCGUUUAUAUGACACCCACACACAAAAAAACAAUUGUACAAGCAAAAAUUACUAUAUAAAUUGCACCGCUUAGAAGUUGCAAUAACAAACUGAUGAAUACAAAAUACAAAACAACAACAAAAAUUAUAGGAAACUUCACAAAUUCCCGUAUAUUCUCGAUUAAUCACGAAAAAACACACCAACACACCCACACAUACAAAACAGCAAUGUUUGAAAACCAAAAUUGAAUUUAAAAAGAAAAAAAGUUAAAAAUAAUAUUUGAAGUUUUUUGCUCUUAGCGGUUACACUCAUCCCUUCGUCCAUGCUAAAAACUUGUGGAAUUUAUCUUUGAUUAUUACUUUCAAAUCACCCAAACAAAAUGGAAAAUAACUGAAUUCUAUUCUACAUUGGAAAUAAUGCUUUACCUUAAGACUGACAUCAUCAUAUUGCAUACAUGCGUACAUAUAUACAUAUAUUUAUUUAAAAGCAAUUUACUUUGUAUCCUUUAUUCCUAUCUAUUAUCCAUAUAAGUAAUCCUGCAUUUUCUCUUAUAUAUACUAAAAAAUAAUUAAUCUUAAAUCAAUUACAAUUAUAUUGUUAAAUUUCAUAGAUA